Caenorhabditis sp. 36 PRJEB53466 is the source of this 2517-nucleotide messenger RNA. Lineage: Eukaryota; Metazoa; Nematoda; Chromadorea; Rhabditida; Rhabditidae. The record is from the annotation of a GenBank genome assembly.
AUGGGAGACGCACCAGAAAAGAAAAGAAGGAAACUUACGACAGCUCUAAAAGAAGCGAUCGGAGCGCACGCUCAGAAAUCCGAGGAGAAUAUCGAAAAACCGUUGGCUCUGGCCCUUAUUAGUGAGUAUUUUCAACCUGAUCUCAAUAAAGACCUCAUCUAGGUGAUGACAAAUCGGCGCAAGAUUUGCUGAACAAAAUUCAAGCGAGCCGUCGCCCGCAAGCUGUUCUUGAGGCUACUUUGAUAAUUUGCAAAGAAAAGGUAAACAGUCUACAAAUAACACGCGUAAAAUACAAAAUGGUCAUUUCAGAAAGCAGAAGCCCAUGUUGAAGAAGCCUUCCUAUCCAUUUUCCGGAAGCACUUUUCAGUUCUAGGAAUAGAUUCUGCUAUGUCCUGCUGGAAACUGCUCGAGGACCAUCUCAACAAGUCGGAUUCUUUGUGAGUAUUUACUCGACAUAAUCAAUAAUUCGAGAAUCUGUUUUUAGAAAUGAGAUCUUGAUUUCUUGCGAAUUCAUCGGCAAUGCGAAUCUUCUUGGGCACGGAUUCGGGAAGCUUCUCCAAACUAUCAAGGCCGGUCUCCCCGCAAUCAUUCGUAACGUCUGGAAUCAGGACCGAAAAGGUAUCAAAUUAAAAGCGGAUGGCAUCGUAAAAACUGUAAUUUUAAAGCGGAUUCUCUUCAUCUUGCCUACUCGCUCGUUUGCCUUAUUCUUGCCGAAAAUGUCUACGGAGACGACCAGUCAAAAUCUCAAUCUCCGGCUACAUUCUGGAAUGAAAAUGUGCUCACUGAGAAGUCGAUGAAGAAAAACCUUGGAAUGCGAAUGAUCAGUGCACUGGCAGGAAAUGAAGAACGGCUGGGUUCUCUCGCGACUUCCACAGAAAUCAGCGGAGAAAAGCUCGAAUUUCUUUCUAAAGUUUUCCUGAAUCAUUUUGAAUUCUUCGCGGCAAGCCUUCAUAAAUCGGCCUCCAUUCAGUUCCUCGUUACGAGCAUCGAUUCACAUUUGGCAAAGAAUGAGGUCAGCUUGAGAAACGAACAGUAUGACAUACAAAUAUCUUGAUUCCAGCUGAGACUCCUUGCCAUUCGUCUUGAAUCUGCAGAAGCUUCGGUGACUUCAAAUCUCUACUACGCACUCAUUUCCGUGUUGCGAACCAAUUUCGAGCUGUCCGAAUCGAAUAUAAUUUCAAUUGAAGAGUUGGAGACCUUGAAGUGAGUGCCAUUAUUUUUCUUGUAGACACAAAUCAUGUUAAGGUUGAAAGAAGUCGCCAAAUUUCUUCCAUCAGUCUGCGAGAUCACCCCAAGUUCUCAAAAAACGUUAUCCUCAUCGAAAAAAGUGAAAAAACUAAACGACCUUCUUGAUUUCAUCCGAAGAUUAAUCGGUGAAUCGGAAAACAACAGAGAUGCGGCUGCUUUCUCGGUUUGAAUCAUUCGAGUUUUUCAUAAACAAAAAGAUUUUUAGUUGCUCGUUGUCAAUAUUUCCGUGCUUUUCGAAACACCUGAUGAGCUAUGCGAACAGAUUUUGAAACAAGCUCCGAAAGAAGUUAUCGGAAAGCUGGUUAAAGCAGGAAAAGGAACAGAUGGAAAAGGAAUCGGAGUACUGAAAAGAGUGAAAAAGUCAAUUGAAGAGGAGAACGCGCAGAGCAAGUUUGUGAACCGAUCCGCAGCCGAAGUGAGGAAAAGGUUUUCAGAAGGCUCAUAUGAAAAGGUUUGCAGGUUGUCGACGGGCUGGCAGUUGCGGAGAUAUCGGUAGCCGAUGCGAUUAAGCUCAUUCAGGGAGUCCACACUGCCGAAAUCAGAAAAGAAGUGUUUGAUUCCAUUGUCAAAUUUGUUGAAGAUAUUCCGGGAGGAGAGAGUUUGGAUGAGAUCAGACUGUUCAAAUUGAUCAUUGAGGUAUUCAGAGCCCCCGAUUCACAUAAAUUCCGUGUAUUUCAUUUCCAGAUGUACGGAGGCGGGCCGCUUGAAUCUCUGGCUCUUCAAGUGAUCCUCUCGCGUGUGGCCACCGACGGAUGGACUGAAAUGGAUCGGACACCUGGAACGGAUCAAUCCGAAGAAUCCUGGUUCCGAGUGCUCGUUCAGAUGAUCGACCUGCUUGAGACGACUAUCAAAUCUGCGAAAAACUCUGUUCUCAAAUCAUUCACGGCCCUUUUCUGUCAGCUUUUCAGUCAAGUUCUGAAGAAUACACAGAAGUUUGCGAGGCACAGUGCGACCGCAGUCUCGUCGCAGACAUUGUCCCCGGAAGCGACAACUCGAUGUGUGCUCCGGAGACACAAAUUGAUUCAGGACGUGGCACGGCUCGUCGACGCAAUGAAACGCAACGAAUCAUACUUUGCCAUGCUGACGGCCUCGAUCAUCGGAGACGCGGUCUUCUACGGAUCCGACAGUCUGCUCGCCAUGUCAAAAUUGCAUUCACUGGCUGAUAGGAACGCCUCCGGCUUGCUGGCAACCAAUUUGCCCGUCGUUGAGCGUACCCGAUACAAGAAGUUCCUCUCAACGAUUACACGCGCAUCUAAAAGAGUCUAUUAG